CUUGGCUUAUAUCUUAAAUAUUCAACUGUUUGCGCUCCCAAGGAAAGCAUCUUGUAUAUUUAUAGUAAUAAUAAGUAAGUAAAGAUAAUAAAGUGUAGUGUCGAGUGCAAGAUAAAUUCAUUAUCGUAACAAAUCUUACACGUUUGGUUAAUAUAAUAAACUGAAAAACCCACAAAAAGUGUUGUUGGUUUUUAUGAAGGAAAAAAACAUGCCAACUAAAGAAGAAACGAAAUUGAUGGUGAAUAAUAAUGGCUCUGGACAUUAUGGAAGUUUGUCGCCAUCUAACACGAGCACCCCCAGGAGGGUCAUUUACUGCGUCCACGGUACCCCCAGCGAUGGCUGCUGCAGGGUUUUGGAGGGCGAAAUCAUCGACAUGCCAAAUUACGAAGAAAAUUACACAUCGCACACUAAAGUCAACACGAGUACCACGGAGUUGAUUAACAAGCAUUGUCAUAGAUCAAAGGAGAACAGCGUCGACAAGAAAGCCAGGAAAAAAUUGAUCAUCGCCAGCGUACUAUGUGUCCUAUUCAUGAUAGCAGAAGUCGUUGGUGGAUACUUAUCAAACAGUCUAGCCAUAGCUUCAGAUGCAGCACAUUUACUAACCGAUUUUGCCAGCUUCAUGAUCUCCCUGUUUUCUCUUUGGAUGGCCACCAGACCUUCCACGAAAAAAAUGUCCUUCGGUUGGUAUAGAGCCGAGGUUAUAGGGGCCUUAACCUCAGUACUAAUGAUUUGGGUUGUCACCGGCAUUUUGGUUUACAUGGCAGUGCAAAGGGUGAUGUACAAAACGUUCGAAAUCGAUGCCAAAAUCAUGUUGAUAACCUCUGGAGUAGGAGUUCUGGUAAACCUCAUCAUGGGUUUGACGCUUCACCAACACGGUCACACUCAUGGAGGCGGGUCAAGUCACAGCCAUAGUCACGGUCAUUCGCACAAAGAGGAGAACAUUAACGUUAGGGCCGCUUUUAUCCACGUUAUUGGAGAUUUUUUACAGAGUUUUGGUGUUUUUGUGGCAGCUCUAGUUAUUUAUUAUAGGGAAGACUGGGCGAUAAUCGACCCAAUUUGUACAUUUUUGUUUUCCGUUUUGGUUUUGAUAACGACAUUCGCAAUUAUCAAAGACGCUUUGGUGGUGUUGAUGGAGGGCUCUCCGAAAGGAAUCGACUUUGAAGAGGUGAUGACCACCGUUUUGGCCAUCGAGGGUGUAAAACGGGUGCACAAUUUAAGAAUAUGGGCGCUAAGUUUGGACAAAAUAACCAUGUCCGCUCACGUUGCUAUCGCUCCAGGAGUGAACCCGCAAAACAUUUUGAUGGUGGCCACGAAAAAUAUACAUGAUAAAUACAAUUUCUUCGAGAUGACCUUGCAGAUUGAGGAGUUUCAAGAUAGCAUGGAACAUUGCAAUCAAUGCCAAAAUCCAUAAUUUAAUGCAAUUCUAUUUAUUAUUCAUGUUUCGAAUUUUUAGAACAAUAAUCUCUGGCUGAUGCAAAUGCCAUCUGUUGCCAGACUGCGUGUUUGUUGUUUUUUAUGGAUUGGUUCAGAUGGCGCUACUAGUACUUAAUAUGGUUUUAAAAGUUGUUACUAAAAUGU
Molecule: messenger RNA, 1578 nt
Organism: Brassicogethes aeneus
Lineage: Eukaryota; Metazoa; Arthropoda; Insecta; Coleoptera; Nitidulidae
Source: the annotation of a GenBank genome assembly